Messenger RNA from Sinocyclocheilus grahami, 361 nucleotides. RefSeq names its product PH-interacting protein-like. NCBI's taxonomy places the organism in Eukaryota, Metazoa, Chordata, Actinopteri, Cypriniformes, Cyprinidae. Gene Ontology annotation, biological process: regulation of cell shape; cytoskeleton organization; regulation of transcription by RNA polymerase II. The record is from RefSeq and is a predicted model, not a curated record. Gene Ontology annotation, cellular component: nucleus. The annotation marks the transcript as partial. The transcript has 3 exons.
AUGGUUCUGUGUUCAAUAGCAGAUCAGAUGUUCUUCCACACUGAUUAUCGGCCGCUUAUCCGUGACGCCCAUAACUUCGUACUGGACGAACAGACCCAGCAGGCACCUCACCUCAUGCCCCCGCCAUUCCUGGUGGAUGUUGAUGGCAAUCCUCACCCUCCACGCUACCAGAAACUGGUUCCGGGCAGAGAGAACUGCAGAGAGGAACAGCUCAUACCCCAGAUGGGGCUCACAUCAUCAGGGCUGAAUCAGGUGGUUAGUCAGCAGGCUGCAGAAGGCUCUAGUCCUCUUGAUAGUAUGAUCCAGAGACUACAGCAAGAGCAGGACCAGAGACUGGGUUCUGACAGCAGAGCCAACAGAG